Molecule: messenger RNA, 2067 nt
Organism: Peromyscus maniculatus bairdii (prairie deer mouse)
Lineage: Eukaryota; Metazoa; Chordata; Mammalia; Rodentia; Cricetidae
Source: RefSeq, a predicted model, not a curated record
CCCUGGCAUGUGCACAGGCUCCUCCCCCGUCCCCUUCCUCUGGGCGGGUGGGCAGCGGAGCUGCAGCAUCCACGGGCCACGGCGGGGACCCGAGUUCCAGCCGGGCAGCGGGCGCGCGCGGGCCUCGGGCUCCGGUCCACGCCGGCGUUAGGCAGCCUGAGGGCCCGAGGCUGAAGGGGAACCGCAGUAGUCCCCGUGCCCCGGCGGCCGGGCCCAGCGCCCUGGGGCUCGGGCGGGCGCCGCGCUACUUUCGGGAUGCUCUCGCGGCUCAUCCGUUGCAGCGCGAGCACACAAUGGCACCGCGGUGCACCGCGCGGUCCUGCUACCCUGCGGGCUCUGCCUCCGCUCCCGCACGAAGACCCCCUGCAGGGCCCGAGUUCGAAGCUCGGCCUCCCCGGGCCGCGGUUGCCACAGCCCUGCAGAGGCGGAAGUUUAUUGAGUACGGGAGAAGGGAGGGAGAGGCUUUUCCCUAGGAUGCCUCCUACCGGCUCGCACUCUGGGAUCCUGGCGCCCGCGAUGCUGAGCCGUGGGCCGAAGGACUACCUCAAACCGGCCCAGAGGGCGAGUGGAGCGGGAGGACCCAGCCGCGCCGCCCCGGCACAAAGUAGUCGCGGGCCGAAGGGGGUGCCGCCGUGGCCAAUCAGAGCCGGGAGCCCAAUGCUCACUUGUGACUCCACUCCCCGGUUCCUGAUUUGCAUUAGCCACCUCAUCCUCCCCUGCUCCCUCACCAAAUGCAGUGAUGGGCCUGUCUUUGCUUACCCUCAAAAUCACAGACGGGUUCUACCCAAGAAAAGCGUUGUCCGAACUUUCUCCCUAACCCUGCCAGCUCUCCGUUGUCCUGUGGUUCAGCCUGGAUCAGUGCUUAGUCAUCAGCUAGAACUGUGGAGACUUGAAUGUGAGGCAAUCAUACAAAGGACGAUUCUGUUGCUACUGUAGACAAGAAGAUGGGACCUGGAAUAAUGAAAGCCACUUUUGAGCAAAGUCCUCAUUCAAAAGCUAGAGCUAAUCCUUCCCACCAGGAGAGUAAAGGAAGUGACUGGUUUAAAGGCUGAUGAAGCGAAGCCGACUUUCCCACUGACUUGCCUCCCAGUUGAAAUCCCUGUCUCCACUAAGUCUUUUUUAGGCAACCACUAAAGAAGGAACUCAACCUGGGUCUGCUGUUCCCAGAAUGGUAGAGAACUUCAGAAUUUACCCUUCCCUUGCAGACAUCAGAAAGGUUCCACCUGCCCUCAGCAUUGGGUUUGCAGUCAGGCCAAGCCAUGAGACAAGUGGUAGCCUCUCUAUGAUUGCUUGUCAACAGGAGUGAUAUCAAUUCCAGGUGCUUCCCACAAACCUUACUUCGAAACAAGGUUUUGGGAAGUUUCCCAUGUCAGCUUUGUCCAGCAGUCGGGAGGCAUACACCACCACAUGCAGUGAGACUACUGUUGUUAAAGAUGGUAACGCCUUUGAGUCCAGGCUCCCAAACAAGGACCCCAUGAGGCAACCCAUCCGCCGCCUCCUUCGCAUAGUUUGAGCAAGUGCUCUAAAAGCCACUGAGAUUUGGCUGUAUUUUUUUUUACUGCAGUGUGACCUAGAAUCUAAGUUAUAUUAGGUUGAUUUGUGCUAGAAUCAGAUUCUAAUUAAUCCCCUUACGAUUAUUAUACUCCUGGAAUAAACCAGCCCCCCCCCCCCCCCCCCCCCCCCCCCGGUCAGGCCAAAAGGAAGACUUUGAAUCCAUGCUUGGGAGAGAGGAUUCUGUUCUCUCCCCUAGGCAUGAAUACAUCAGCCUGAAAACCAGAGUGCAGCAGACAGCAGUGGUACCAAGACAAGCUGCUCUUAAAAAGGCCACACUAAAGACAACAGUGAGACAGGAACACCCAAAGAUGUGAUUGAGCUGAUGAUCUUACCGCUUGGGAAGGCUCCUCCUUCUGAACUUUUAAUUCUGCAAAAUAUGGGCCCCCCUAUAAUGCUGUAGGUAGAAACUUCCUUUUGUAUAUGUUUAAUUCCAUCACGGUUUUCAACAAAGGACUGCUAGUUCAAGAAGGACUCAAAAAUAUAGGAUGCAUUAAAAAUAUUUUAAAACAUUAA